Peromyscus eremicus (cactus mouse) is the source of this 1513-nucleotide messenger RNA. It is a transcript of the gene Prok2, whose product is annotated as prokineticin 2. Bases 89 to 475 code for a protein of 128 amino acids. The transcript is spliced from 4 exons. NCBI's taxonomy places the organism in Eukaryota, Metazoa, Chordata, Mammalia, Rodentia, Cricetidae. The record is from RefSeq and is a predicted model, not a curated record.
AGGCUCGCGGCUCGGCAGAGCAGCCCGGCCACGCGUCCCCAACGUCCCUGAUCGCGUGCCCCAACCGCCACCGUGUCCCCGGGGCGCCAUGGGGGCCCCGCGCUGUGCCCCGCUACUGCUACUCCUGCUGCUGCCGCUGCUGCUCACGCCGCCCGCCGGGGAUGCCGCGGUCAUCACCGGGGCUUGCGACAAGGACUCCCAGUGUGGAGGAGGCAUGUGCUGCGCUGUCAGUAUCUGGGUGAAGAGCAUACGGAUCUGCACACCUAUGGGCCAAGUGGGAGACAGCUGCCACCCCCUGACUCGGAAAAGCCAUGUUGCAAAUGGAAGGCAGGAAAGAAGAAGGGCGAAGAGAAGAAAAAAGAAAAAGGAGGUUCCAUUUUGGGGGCGGAGAAUGCAUCACACUUGUCCUUGUCUGCCAGGCUUGGCAUGUUUACGGACUUCUUUCAACCGGUUUAUUUGUUUGGCCCGGAAGUGAUCACUUUGAAGUAGGAACUUGAAGUGUGAAUCUCCACUGCACAAUGUCUGUCAAGUCUCACUUGUGAUUGUGUCCCACAAAGAAUACGCCAGAAAGAAAUGCUCUCGCUUCCUCAACUUUCCAAGUAACAUUUUGAAGUGACUUUUUUUUUUCUUUUUGAAGGAGAGUUUUGAUUUUUGGAUAGACUUAUAAAGGGCAAAGCAUUCUGGAAUGGCUUCUCAUUUCCCUGUUUAUGUUUUGGCUUGACAUUUUUUGAAUGCCAAUAACAACCACUUUCACAAAUAGGAGAAUAGGAGUAGGUGUUUCGCUGCAGAAACUUUUUUUGUGUGUCCUUUGCAAACCGUCUGCCCAUCCUGCCCAGUGCACAGACACUCCCUCCCUCCCUCUUCAAAGACUCUGUGGCCCUCACUUUAGCCUAGAAUUUUAAAGUGGGGUCUCUACAACCCUAGCCUACUGCCAGAGCCACUGCGGAGGCUCAGACAGCUAGCUCUAGACUUAUUUGGAGGCAAGAAGAUGCAUUUGAACCAGACACUCCAGACAGCUCAUUGGGAGUGGAAUUUGGGAGUGCUUCUGGAACUUUGCUGUACCCAUCUAGCCCGGCGGCUUUCAGUUGUACUGUUUAACUGGUGGUAGGACAAAGUUAAUGGACACUGAAGGAAUGUGGUCCAUUUUUCUAGAUUUGUUUGAGUGAAAGGUGUUUUCUCCCUAAUGGAAUAUUACAUUUCUUUUUUCAUUUUUUUUUUUACUUGAAGCUCUUUUUUAUUUUUAAUCUUCUUGUUGGAGACAUUCUAAAGAACGCCACUUGAGGAGGAAGCAUUGGUUUUCAUCUGGUACGACAGGAGUCAUCAUUUAAAAAUCGGUGUUAAGUUAUAAUUUAAGCUUUUACUUGUAACCCAAAGGUCUAUUGUAAUGGAUUUCCUGAUAUCUUGCCAUUUGUACUGGUAUCAAUAUUUCUAUGUAAAAAAUUCUGUAUCAGAAUAAUGACAAUACUGUAUAUCCUUUGAUUUAUUUUGAUAUUAUAUCCUUAUUUUUGUCACA